AUGGCAAAGAAAGGCCCAGGAAAGACCACUGGUUCAGCCGCUUCCGCCACGAAAUCCAAGCCAAAGACGACUACCAAGGCCAAAACCAAGCCAACCGCACUGCAGACCCAGAUCAGAGAGUCUGACUCCGAGGAAGAGCUUCAAGUUACUGAGUCCAACGGAGGAACAGAUUUUGACAUCGACUGGAAACGCCGCCCCGAGCUUACCCAGCGCAUUAUCGCAAACAUCAAGGAGAUUGCUGUUAUCAAGAACGGCCUUUUCCCAUCCCGUGGGCCCAAUGUGUCGACAGCCAGGGGGGGUGGCAAGAAGAAGGCAGCACAUUACUUCUCAUUGGCAAAGUUGGUGCUAGGUGUUGAGCCGGAGUACAAGAAGGCUAUCGAGGAGGCAGAGAAAGCAAAGCUGGCAGGGGAACGGAACUUUUGGGGAAACAAGAUCAAGAACAGAAUUGCGACGGUCAAGAAAGACACUUCAAAGCACAACAAAGAGCUUGGGAGCACCGGCGAAGGCAUCAAGGACCUCGCAAAUGAGGUUGACAUGAGUCAGAAGAACCACUUCACCAAUAAGCUGCGUGCGUACCUUGUUGUAUACCAUGCUCUCUGGGCUCAUCGUAAUGCAGAGGAGAUCUUGGACCAGUCCCCCUGGUACCUGGAUAUGCGGGAGCUUAUUGGCGAGAGACCAAAUCUUGUUCCCACUGGCAUAGGACAUGGCAGCACUGUGAUCGACGAGUCUGUCCUUGGUAUAGAGCCUUCGACAGAUGCCGACUCGGAGAGCCAGCUGAUGGAUGAUGUUGAUGAUGAUGAAGAGAUCAAGGUCGAGGCUGGGGAAGAGCGGGAGGAGGAGGAGGAAGGGGAUGACACAGCCCGGCAUGCUGACGCGUUGACCAUCGAUGCCACCCUUUCCUUCUUGCACUCCUCAUCUCCUACCCCGCCCCCACGUGUACCAAAACCCAAGCCUGUCGUUGACAUGACUGUCCAGUUUCACGACGAUAUUGAGGAGCUGCCGAAGCCGGAUCCUGAAGUCAGCAGGCAAGAGCAGAAGAAGGGAACAAAUACGAACAAAAAAUCGAAUCCACCCAGGCGUGGGACAUCUCACCCAGCCGCUCCUGCCGCUCCUACACCUGCCAAACCAGCGAAGAAGGCCAAGCUCGCUGAGGUGACGGAAAUGGUGCUUGCCGAGGAAACGACACAUCAAAAGGAGAUCGAGCUUGCUAAAAUCCGCACGCAGGGGCAGAUUGAAGUGGAGCGCAUGAAGAGGGAGGAAAAGCUCAUCAAACUGAGGAUGAAGGAGUUAGAGAUGAAGCAGUUGCACGAACUGCGUCUGAUAAAAGCACGAGGACGUCACGGAGUGCCUAACAAGUAUCAGUAUGCAUCUCCAUCGAUGAUGGAUAGCGCAUCUGGCAGUUCGCCACAUGCCAGCGGCAGCGGCUCAUCCCUUCUUGACGAACUGGGUAGCCUGACUCUUCCACCGCCUGAGUUCAAGUUGGGUAGUGAUCUGGAAUUCAUGUCGGACGCGCAGAGUCAAGUUUCAUCUUCAUCAGAUAUGUCAUACAUAUAUCCGUCAACGUAUUAA
Mycena citricolor is the source of this 1569-nucleotide messenger RNA. Lineage: Eukaryota; Fungi; Basidiomycota; Agaricomycetes; Agaricales; Mycenaceae. The record is from the annotation of a GenBank genome assembly.